UGAAAGCAAGAGACGGAGGUUUAAAUGAAAAUUGACGCCCACCUGACCUGACGGCUGACGCACGUUACCCUGAACUUCGUUAUCAAAUCUUUAAAAUCGGCCGCCUCCUUCGCUGUCCAUUCCCGCCUACGUCUCUCUCUACAAUUUUAUUUCCACUCUUUCCGUUUCUCAUUCUCGUUUUCCAUUCCCUUCUCCCAUCAUCACCACCCUCUUUUCGCUUCUGUUUUCCUUCCUUUAUCCCUCCUUCGAUUCUCUUUACGUUGUGACUUGUUUCAGUUCUUCGAAUUUGAUCGAGCGAGCCAAGAUUAAGGAACCAGUGUGACACGAUUGAGAAAGAGAGGGAAUAAAUUGAAAGGCAAUGUUGAAGUUCCUUGAUGAUUCACAGAACCCAGAUUCUAAGCCAAAUGAGAAGGACGUUCUGAGUUGUGCCCAAGAUUUGAGUAGAUUGUCAUUCCCUAAACGUUUUGAUCAAAUUAGUGGUGAAGUAGUGACGGACAGUGUUCAACAGCUUUCCUUUGGUCCUGUCCAUGAAGAAGUUAAUGGCUUAUCGACAUUCCAACCUCCUCUUUCACGACCACCUAAUUGUCUGAUGAGAAAAAAGCUUCUCGUUCUUGAUAUAAAUGGUGUGCUUGUCGAUAUAGUAUCUCCUCCCCCCAAGGAACGGAAAGCAGACAUUAGUAUUGCUCGACAUGCAGUUUUCAGAAGACCUUUUUAUUUAGAUUUCAUGAAGUUCUGCUUUGAGAGAUUUGAAAUUGGCAUAUGGUCAUCAAGAAACAGGAAGAAUGUAUCAAGAAUGGUUGAUUAUUUGUUGGGAGACAUGAAGCACAAAUUAUUAUUUUGUUGGGAUCUAUCACACUGUGCUGCUUCAAAAUUUAAGACUCUCGAAAACAAGCACAAACGUGUGGUUUUCAAGCAACUAAGGAGACUUUGGGAGAAGCAGGACCCAAAUCUUCCGUGGAAAGAGGGAGAGUAUAAUGAAUCGAAUACAUUGUUGCUGGACGAUUCUCCAUACAAAUCGUUGCUUAAUCCUGCACACUCUGCAGUUUUUCCAUAUUCCUACACGUUUCUGGAUGAAGCAAAAGAUACUUCACUUGGUACAAGUGGGGAUCUUAGAAUUUAUUUAGAAGGCUUGGCUGAAGCUGAAAACGUACAGAAGUAUGUGGGACAAAACCCAUUUGGUCAAAGUCCUAUAUCAGAAGGAAGUGCAUCUUGGGACUUCUAUCACAUGGUUUUGGAUAAUUAUCACUCCUUUCCAUCAACUAUUUGAUUUCUUUUCUCCAUACUUUGUUUUGGGUAGCAUGUCCUAUACAAAAAUAAAGUUAGAAUUUAGUCAAUAUGAUUUGAUAAAAUUCUCAUAAAUUAUCUUACAAACUAUUUAUAAAAAAUUUAUUAUUUAUGAGAAUUUUAUCAAACUAUAGACUAAUUAUGGAGUUUUAUCAAACCAUAAGCCGAAAUUCUAACUUUUAAAACUUACUCUUGUAUAAAAAGAAGUUAUAACUUUUAAAAUGAUAGGAUAACCAUAGGGACCAAAAUGUGAAACUAAUCCUUUUCUUUUUUUGUUUGUAAUUGUUAAUUUGAAAGUGUGUAAGAUGUGAAGCAACGUUGUAUUAAGUAAAUGAUGGAUUAUAUAAUCUUUUACUACGAAAGUAAAAGAAAGUUCAUAUUCUUGCAAUUGCAGUAUGUCUUAAAA
This is a messenger RNA of Cucumis sativus (cucumber), 1690 nucleotides long. Its product is annotated as ubiquitin-like domain-containing CTD phosphatase 1. The transcript is spliced from 7 exons. The coding region runs from base 359 to 1267 and encodes 302 amino acids. NCBI's taxonomy places the organism in Eukaryota, Viridiplantae, Streptophyta, Magnoliopsida, Cucurbitales, Cucurbitaceae. The record is from RefSeq and is a predicted model, not a curated record. Gene Ontology annotation, molecular function: phosphoprotein phosphatase activity.